Molecule: messenger RNA, 1266 nt
Organism: Scaptodrosophila lebanonensis
Lineage: Eukaryota; Metazoa; Arthropoda; Insecta; Diptera; Drosophilidae
Product: REST corepressor 2-like
Exons: 1
Coding region: 1-1266 (421 amino acids)
Biological process (GO): negative regulation of DNA-templated transcription; regulation of transcription by RNA polymerase II
Cellular component (GO): histone deacetylase complex; transcription regulator complex
Molecular function (GO): transcription corepressor activity
Source: RefSeq, a predicted model, not a curated record
AUGAGUGGAAAAGAACGCCCACGCUCGUUGCGUCUGCAACAGUAUCAGAAGGAACAGCAGCAGAAGCAGGAGGAGCAGUAUUUUUCAUCGGGCUUGGUGCGAUUCAGUAGCGUGCGUUUCAAGGUAGAGCCACCCUUUGCUCUGGACAUGGACGACGAUGGCAGAGGCUAUAGCGUUCAGCAUCUGACUCCGCCGCGUCAGCAUGCGCUCCGCACUCGCAUGCGCGGCUACGUGGACAAGGUGGACAUUGGGCCGGAGCAUCAGGUGGAGGUGCCGGACUAUGAGCCGGUGGACAAGGAUAAACCCUAUCGCGAUAGCGCCGUCGAGACUCUGCUGUGGGCACCCAGUGGGACAGCUUCCGAUUCGCGGCUGACUCAAUACAUGACUGUGGCCACGCGCACCAAUAAUUACACCGUGGAGCAGGCCAUCUUCAUGCUGCAGGCCCAUCGCCACAACUAUAGACGUGCCCUGCAGCAGGUCAGCCACUACGCCAACAUCAGGGCUCUGUGGUCGACCAGCGAGCAGCAGCGCUUCGAGCUGCUCUUGGCUCGCCAUGGCACGCGCUUUAAUCGCAUCAAAGAGGCCAUGCCCUGGCGUGGACUCGCUGAACUGCUGGACUUCUACUACUCCUGGGUACCAGCUCAGAAUGAGCUUAGCUAUCCCCAGCAGUUUCUGACCUGGUUGGAGCUGACGGUGCCAAUGUAUCAGCGCUCCAAUUACAGCGGUGUUGGCGGCAUGUUUCUGUCUCGAUCGAAGGCACCGGUGUUGCCGUCGCCCCUACUGCCUCAGGUGCUGCAACAGGCGCCUCCGCCCCCACUGGAGAAUGGGGAGCUACUGGCGCUGGCAAGGGCCAACACCAGCGCCUGGCAGUGUGCCGAUUUCAUGCGCCAGAUGGGACUGCUUCAGGCUCAGCUGCUGAAGCAACGCUCCCAACUCGAGAACAAGGACGCCAAUUGGUUGGAGGACUGGGACGAGCUGCGCCGUGCUCUAAAGACGGGUGGCACCCGUAACUUUCGCGAGUGGCGGCAGCUCGACAAGCAGCUCUUGGAGCUGGCUCUCGAAGAAUACGGCUGCAACUUUGCUCUCAUUUCCCGUAUUUUGCGCAGCAAGACGGAGCAACAGGUACGCCAGUAUUACGAAACCAAUAUGGAGGUGCUCCGAAGAUACGCCGAGGCUUAUACGGGCAAGUCAGACUUUGAUGAGGCCACUGAGGACAUGAACGAGUCCUUUCUUUACGAGAUGUACCCAAAUGCUUCAGUAAAAUAA